This is a messenger RNA of Cooperia oncophora, 909 nucleotides long. The record is from the annotation of a GenBank genome assembly. Lineage: Eukaryota; Metazoa; Nematoda; Chromadorea; Rhabditida; Trichostrongylidae.
UUAGGACCAGUUGUACGCGGUCUAUUUACUAGUACCGUCGCCACGGCCUCUGCUCGGUGGAGAGAACUACCGCAUUCUUCAGCUGGAUCUGCUUCUGCUUCCGCUACUGAACAUAGUGCGCCGUCACACGUAUCAGUUUCGGAAACAAUGAGCAGCUCCGAAGAAGUGUCGUGGAUCACGUGGUUUUGUGGCCUGAGGGGAAACGAGUUCUUUUGCGAGGUGGAUGAGGAGUAUAUACAAGAUCGUUUCAACCUUACUGGUCUCAACGAGCAAGUGCCCAAGUAUCGCCAAGCCCUUGAUAUGAUUCUAGACUUGGAACCAGAAGAUGACAUGGAUGAUAAUCCAACCAACACUGACCUAGUUGAACAAGCAGCUGAGAUGCUGUACGGGUUGAUUCACGCCAGAUAUAUUUUGACCAACAGAGGAAUCGGGCAGAUGGUAGAGAAAUGGCGUGAUCAUGACUUUGGCGUCUGCCCACGAGUAUAUUGCGAGAAUCAGGCUAUGCUUCCUAUUGGACUUUCGGAUGUUCCUGGUGAAGCUAUGGUGAAACUAUAUUGCCCACGGUGUUGCGAUGUGUUCAUUCCGCGGUCUUCACGUCAUUUACACACGGAUGGAAGUUUAUUUUGGCACUUGGGCGGUUAUCCGCAUAUUUGUUCUUUGUGCAUCCUGAGCUUCGUCCUCGCAAACCAGCCACGCAGUUCAUACCCAGGAUUGUUCCUAUUACGGAGAAUAUUUGAGGCGGAGCUCACACCGAAAGGGGGUCAUACUACCAUCACCAUAUAUACGGGCUUCAAAAUCCAUCUGCUGCGUACAACUCAGUACGCAGCACGCGCACCACAGCAGGCAAACAAUGGUCCACCUGUCGAAAAAGGUGGUUUCGAGCAAUUUGCCAAUGCGUACGGGCUGUGA